Molecule: messenger RNA, 1932 nt
Organism: Meriones unguiculatus (Mongolian gerbil)
Lineage: Eukaryota; Metazoa; Chordata; Mammalia; Rodentia; Muridae
Gene: Slbp
Product: stem-loop histone mRNA binding protein
Exons: 8
Coding region: 339-1166 (275 amino acids)
Biological process (GO): mRNA 3'-end processing by stem-loop binding and cleavage; mRNA transport
Cellular component (GO): cytoplasm; histone pre-mRNA 3'end processing complex
Molecular function (GO): histone pre-mRNA stem-loop binding; mRNA binding
Source: RefSeq, a predicted model, not a curated record
CAGUUCCUUUUCGUCCUAGUUGGGCUAUUUCAUUUUCCCCGUCCUUCUGGGCGGCUGCACCAGGCGUUGGGGCUUGGCGACCGCCUGCGGUUCCGACGUGUAGGCUCGAACCGGGCCCGCCAGCGGGGCGCGCAGAGCCCAGGAGGGCUCCCCUGCAGGUGCGUGCCGGAUGGUCUCGCCCGGCCCCGCGAGCGCGCGCGCGGGAGCUGCUGAGGGGCGGGGCCACUGCGCACUUAAGGGCGGUUGGGAAGGCGAGCGCAGACCUCGUCAGCGCCGUCGCCGAGCGAGCGAGCGAGCGAGCGUCCCGCCGGUGAGCCGCCCUUCAGCCCUCCGCCGCCAUGUCCAGCAGACCUAGAAGCCCACCCCGGUACGGGAGCCGCCGCGACGGCGGCGCAAGCCCGCGGUCCCCUGCGAGAUGGAGCCUCGGACGGAAGCGCAGAGCGGACGGGAGAGACCGGAAGCCCGAGGACUUCGAGGAGGGCGAGCGCCAGACUGCGGACCCUCGACCUGAAAGCUUUACAACUCCUGAAGGCCCUAAGCCUCGUUCUAGAUGUUCUGACUGGGCAAGUGCAGUUGAAGAGGAUGAAAUGAGGACCAGAGUUAACAAAGAGAUUGCAAGAUACAAAAGAAAACUACUCAUAAAUGACUUUGGAAGAGAGAGAAAAUCAUCAUCAGGAAGUUCUGAUUCAAAGGAGUCUAUGUCUUCAGUGCCAGCGGAUGUGGAGACAGAUGAAAGUGUCUUGAUGAGAAGACAGAAGCAGAUCAAUUAUGGGAAGAACACUAUUGCCUAUGAUCGAUACAUUAAAGAGGUCCCCAGACACCUGCGACAACCUGGAAUUCAUCCCAGGACCCCCAACAAAUUUAAGAAGUAUAGCCGGAGGUCAUGGGACCAACAGAUUAAACUCUGGAAGGUGGCACUGCAUUUUUGGGAUCCUCCCGCUGAAGAAGGAUGUGAUUUGCAAGAAAUAGAACCUGUAGAUCUUGGGGAAAUGGAGACAGAAUUCACAGAAAGCAGCUCUGAGUCCCAGACAAGUUCACAGGAUAACUUUGAUGUGUAUGCUGGCACACCCACCAAAGUCAGACAUGUGGACUGCCGAGUGGAGGAUGAGUUUGAUUUGGAAGCUUGUUUAACUGAACCAUUGAAAGACUUCUCUUCCAUGAGUUAACUGCCACCUGGUGGUUACUCUGGGAAACACUUGGCUCUGCCAUCUGGAAGGCAUGAGCUGCUGUGCAUUUGUAUUUUUUUUCUCUGUAAAGAGUUUAUUUUCUCAUGAUAAAUUGUUUUUCUUGCCUUAUUUUUAUGUAUGGUGAGUGUGUUACGCAUGUUUUAAAUUGUAAAUGAAGCUAAGUCCAGUGAAGAUUGAACCCUAUUAUCUUUCUGCCCACCAAAUUAGACAACAGGAUACUUGUGGCUUUCCACAAGAACUUGAGACUUCAGUUGCCACUCUUCAGAUGGGUUGGCAGUGGAUUUUAACCAUGUGUUUAGAGGACCAAUCUAGAGUCAGCCGUCUUUACAGGUAACUGAUAAAAGUAUUCUCAGUCAGGCAGCUGCAAUGGCUUUGUAAAAACUUAUUUUCUGGUCUUUUAUCAAUGUGAAUGUAGUUUUUCCUCAUACAAAGCUCUGAACAAAGAUGUCAAGCUGUUAUAUUAAUGGGCUUUUAUGUAAGUUAUAUAAUCUUAAUUUUUGGAACUUGGAAUAGUGUUAGUGUGAGGUAGGAUCUUAGCACAUGCUCUGAGAGUUGAGGCAGAAGAGGAAUUUAGAAACAUUUUUUAAAAUGAUCAGUUAAUUUACCAUGUAAUAUUGCUGUAAAUGAUAAUGUGUACAGAUACUCUGUUCAUGUAUUCAAUUGUAAACUUGUCAAUAUUUGCAUUUCUAUUGCUUUUGUAUGGAAUGAUAAUUGCAAAAAUAAAGAUGCUUUAACUGAUUCGUAA